Messenger RNA from Cordyceps fumosorosea ARSEF 2679, 1677 nucleotides. RefSeq names its product imidazole glycerol phosphate synthase hisHF. Bases 1 to 1677 code for a protein of 558 amino acids. Gene Ontology annotation, molecular function: oxo-acid-lyase activity; imidazoleglycerol-phosphate synthase activity. Lineage: Eukaryota; Fungi; Ascomycota; Sordariomycetes; Hypocreales; Cordycipitaceae. The record is from RefSeq and is a predicted model, not a curated record. The transcript has 2 exons. Gene Ontology annotation, biological process: L-histidine biosynthetic process.
AUGUCUAAGACCGUCCACCUGCUCGACUAUGUCGCCGGUAACAUUCGCAGCCUGGUAAAUGCCAUUGAGAAGAUAGGAUAUCAGGUUGAGUGGAUCAAGUCUCCCGACGACGUGCCCAAAGCCGAGAAGCUCAUCCUCCCCGGUGUCGGCCACUUUGGUCACUGCCUGUCCCAGCUCGCCCAGGCCGGUUACCUGCCCGCUAUCCAACAGCACAUCGCCACCGGCAAGCCCUUCUUUGGAGUUUGCGUCGGCCUGCAGGCGCUCUUCCGCGGCUCCGCCGAGGACCCCGACGUUCCUGGGCUCGGCGUCGUCGCCGCUUCGCUCGACCGCUUCGCCGAUGCCGACAAGCCCGUCCCCCACAUUGGCUGGAACGACGCCAACACUCACGGCCGUGCCAUCUACGACCUGCGCGCCGACUCCAAGUACUACUACGUCCACUCCUACAAGUGUCCCCACAACCCUGGCGAGCUCGAGGCCCUAGGUUGGACCGUCGCGACCGGUACCUACGGCGGCGAGACCUUUGUCGGCGCCAUCGCCAAGGGCAACAUCUACGCGACGCAGUUCCACCCUGAAAAGUCUGGUGUCGCCGGCUUGCGCACCCUCCGCGCGUUCCUCACCGGUACCGGCGCUCAGAGCCUUGGCACUCCCCUGACGCAGACCGCCGCCGCAACCUCCAAAUCCUCACAGGAAGGCCUGACGAGACGCGUGAUUGCGUGCCUCGACGUGCGCACCAACGACCAGGGCGACCUCGUCGUGACCAAGGGCGACCAGUACGAUGUCCGCGACAAGGCCGACGGCAACCACGUGCGCAACCUCGGCAAGCCCGUCGACAUGGCCCGGCGCUACUAUGAAGACGGCGCCGAUGAGGUCACCUUCCUCAAUAUCACAUCCUUUCGCGACUGCCCGCUCGCGGACCUGCCGAUGCUCGAGGUGCUGCGGCAGGCGUCGCGCACCGUCUUCGUUCCGCUGACCGUCGGUGGCGGCAUCCGCGACACGGUCGACACGGACGGCACCAAGGUGACCGCGCUCGAGAUCGCCACCAUGUACUUCAAGUCGGGCGCGGACAAGGUCUCCAUCGGCUCCGACGCCGUCAUCGCCGCCGAGGAGUACUACUCGCUCGGCCGCAAGCUCUUCGGCGACACGGCCAUUGAGCAGAUCGCCCGCGCCUACGGCAACCAGGCCGUCGUCGUCAGCGUCGACCCCAAGCGCGUCUACGUGCCCAAGCGCGACGCCACGCGCCACGCGCUCGUCGAGACCAGCCAGCCCGGUCCCCGCGGCGAGCCCUACUGCUGGUACGCCUGCACCAUCAAGGGGGGCCGCGAGACGCGCGACAUGGACGUCGUCGAGCUUGCCCAGGCCGUCGAGGCCAUGGGCGCCGGCGAGCUGCUCCUCAACUGCAUCGACCGCGACGGCACCAACGCCGGCUUUGACCUCGAGCUCGUCGCCCAGGUCAAGGCCGCCGUCAGCAUCCCCGUCAUCGCCUCGAGUGGUGCCGGCGUGCCCGCGCACUUUGACGAGGUCUUCCGCGAGACCACCACCGACGCCGCCCUCGGCGCCGGCAUGUUCCACAGGGGCGAGUACACGGUCCGCCAGGUCAAGGAGUACCUGGACACGCGCGGCCUGGUGGUGAGGAAGUUUGAGGAGGACGACGAUGACGGCGUCCUGGGGUCGGUAUAA